AUGGCGAUUAUUGGCAAACUAUCCGCGUUUCGAAUAGCCUUAACCUACGGACCGGAACUGAGCUUCUUAGUACUCCUGCAGCUGUUGAUCGUGAUCCAUAGAACCGACAUCACGAACCGUGAAUUCAGGGUGAAACCAGUAUCUCUGACUAACCUACGAAGAAGUUACGAUUUCGUGAUAAUCGGGGCUGGGUCAGCCGGUUCAGUGCUAGCUAAUCGUUUAUCAGAGAAUGGUAACUGGACGGUGCUCUUGCUGGAAGCCGGUCCAGACGAACCAGACAUAUCUGACGUGCCUGCCAUGUAUCCGGUUAUCCAGAUGACCCCGCUGGACUGGCAGUUCGAGACAAAACCAUCAGAAGAUUAUUGUCAAGCAAUGAAUGGCAAACAGUGUCGCUGGCCACGCGGGAAGACACUCGGGGGUAGCAGCGUGUUGAACGCGAUGCUGUACGUCCGCGGCAACAGGAAGGAUUACGAUGACUGGGAGAAGUUAGGUAAUCCAGGUUGGAACUAUGAGAGCGUGCUGCCCUAUUUCAAGAAGUCAGAAGACAUGAGGAUCGCAGAGUUUCAGAAUUCCUCUUAUCACAAUACCGGUGGACAUCUGACAGUCGAGCAUUUUAGGUACCGGACUCCUAUAACAAACUAUUUGGUGAAGUCAGGCCAAGAUAUGGGAUACGAUAUGGUGGACAUCAAUGGACCUACUCAAACCGGAUUCACAUUUUCCCACGGCACGUUAAGAAACGGACUACGUUGUAGCACUGCAAAGGCUUUUUUACGAUCAGUUUCGAAGAGAAAGAAUCUACACGUUAGCGUGCUGUCAACUGCAGAGAAGAUUUUGGUGCGCGAAGAUGGACAGUCGAAGACCGCGCAUGGCGUCCAAUUUCGUGCUGGAUCGAUACUCCGCCAGGUAAAGGUGAAUCGCGAGAUCAUUUUGUCCGCUGGUUCGAUACAAUCGCCACAAUUGCUGAUGGUGUCUGGUAUUGGCCCGAAAGAACAUCUGAAGGAAAUGGGAAUCCCAUUGGUGCAGGAUGCACCCGGGGUGGGUGAAAAUCUUCAGGAUCACGUGGCGAUGGGCGGUAUGGUUUACCUCAUAGAUCCACCGGAGGAUUACACGAGCAAGGAGCCCUUUACAUUUAAUUUAUUGAAAUCCAUUACGCCGGAUACGAUCAAGGAGUUCGCGGUGAAUCAUACUGGGAUCCUAUAUUCGUUGCCAGCUUGCGAAGCUAUGGCUUUCGUUAACAGCAAGUACGCAAAUAAGUCGGCGGAUAAUCCGGAUAUACAAAUCUUCCUGGCAGCCAUAACCGAUAACACCGACGGUGGUCUAUUUGUGAAGAGGACUUGCAACGUGAAUAACGAGUUCUACGGGCGUAUGUACGAAAACAUACUGUACAAACAUGCAUAUGGGGCCAUUCCACUUCUGCUAAGACCUCGGAGUAAAGGAUACAUUAAAUUGCGUUCCAAGGACGUGCAUCAGCACCCGACCAUCGUUCCAAAUUACUUUCAUGAUCCUCACGAUCUUGAUAUUCUGGUAGAAGGAGCGAAGUUUGUUUAUAAAAUGAGCGAGACCCCGACAAUGAAGCAGUUGAAUGCACGAGCGAAUCCGAACCGUAUUCCAGAAUGCUCGUCGUUCCCGUUUCCAUCGGACGAUUACUGGAGAUGUUUCGCACGAUUUUAUACAAUGACGAUCUAUCAUCCGACAGGGACAUGCAAAAUGGGACCUGCGAACGACUCCAUGGCUGUCGUGGACUCUACACUAAAGGUUCACGGAAUAUCUGGACUACGGGUGGUCGAUGCUUCGAUUAUGCCGAACAUCGUUUCUGGAAACACGAAUGCGCCGACUAUUAUGAUAGCUGAAAAGGCUGCAGACAUGAUUAAGAAAGCUUGGAAAAUGUAAAUAAAAUAG
Messenger RNA from Dufourea novaeangliae, 1899 nucleotides. RefSeq names its product glucose dehydrogenase [FAD, quinone]-like. The record is from RefSeq and is a predicted model, not a curated record. The transcript is spliced from 5 exons. Gene Ontology annotation, molecular function: oxidoreductase activity, acting on CH-OH group of donors; flavin adenine dinucleotide binding. NCBI's taxonomy places the organism in Eukaryota, Metazoa, Arthropoda, Insecta, Hymenoptera, Halictidae.